AAUGUGGAACCAUAACUCCCACCACAGGUGGUUAAACGCCACUACGCCAGUUAUAAUAUAUUAUUACUCCGUCACUCAGAUCGCACUAACAAUAAAAUGGCUAAAGGGGUGUCAGUUCCUUACUCUCAUGUCGACUGCAGCUUGCGAGCUCUCGCCGGUCAGGCAGAGGGCUUCGGUCACUUCACUGUCGGUGGACAUCACGGAGCCAUCUAUCAUGUUACAACCUUAUCAGAUGACGGGCCCGGAUCACUACGCUUUGGAUGUCGAAAGAAAGAACCUUUGUGGAUUGUUUUUGAAGUUUCGGGUACUAUUGAACUUCGGUCUCAUUUGAGUGUUUCGUCUUACAAGACCAUUGAUGGGCGGGGACAACGAAUUAAGUUAACAGGCAUGGGGCUUAGGCUAAAAGAAUGUGAACAUGUGAUCAUAUGCAACUUAGAGUUUGAAGGCGGUAGAGGACACGAUGUAGAUGCCAUUCAAAUCAAGCCCAAUUCGAAACACAUAUGGAUUGAUCGUUGUAGCCUCAAAGAUUAUGCAGAUGGAUUGAUUGAUAUCACCAAAGAAAGCACAAAUGUUACCAUUUCUCGUUGUCACUUUUCGAACCAUGACAAAACAAUACUUAUCGGAGGUGAUGCUUCCAACUGUGGUGAUAGAUGUAUGCGUGUCACUAUUCACCAUUGUUUCUUUGAUGGGACCCGACAACGGCAUCCUCGUGUUAGGUUUGCUAAAGUACAUCUGUACAACAAUUACACCAGAGACUGGGGCAUUUAUGCUGUGUGCGCCAGUGUCGAAUCACAGAUAUACUCACAAUGCAAUAUAUACGAAGCGGGUCAGAAGAAGGUCGCUUUUAAAUACCUUACGGAGAAGGCGGCUGACAAAGAGGAGGAGUGCACAGGCUGCAUUAUAUCCGAGGGUGACCUGUUUCUGGACGGUACUAAAUCGGGCUUAUUGGAACCAGCCGCAACAAGUAGCCCGUUUCAUCCUAACGAAUACUACCAGAUAUGGACGGUUGUGCCUGCAACAAACGAGCUCAAACAUGUUCUACAACAUUGUACAGGAUGGCAAGAUGUUCCACGCCCACCUGGCCUGUAAGCAAGUGCAUGAUUUUCUGUAUGCAUAUAGAUUUGUUGACAUAUGUGAGCAUCCAAGACAUGUACUUUCUAUAUUUCCGUAUUAUAUGUUCAUGUGUUAAUCCUCUUCUCAUGUCAUUUACCAAAACAGUUGGAUCUAUCUGGUAUACGUUAACAAAGGAAAAAAUCAUAUCGUCUAUUCAAAUGUAGUUUCUUGUUCUUCGUAGGAUUCUUUUACAGGUGUCUAAUAUUUGUAGCAGACUUUUGAAUGGAAUUCGAGUUUCUGAUA
Helianthus annuus (common sunflower) is the source of this 1356-nucleotide messenger RNA. RefSeq names its product probable pectate lyase 4. The coding region runs from base 97 to 1089 and encodes 330 amino acids. The record is from RefSeq and is a predicted model, not a curated record. The transcript is spliced from 5 exons. Gene Ontology annotation, molecular function: pectate lyase activity. Lineage: Eukaryota; Viridiplantae; Streptophyta; Magnoliopsida; Asterales; Asteraceae.